GUGGGCGGGGCGUAGGCAGCGGCGCGGCGAGCUAGGGCUUGUCCGGGAGCGCGGCAGUGGGGUCAAACACCGCGCGGCGGUUGGGCGGCGGGCGGCUCAGACUGGCGGGUGAGGACUCGGCGAAGUGGCUAGGCUGAGGCAUGAGCGCCUGGCUGCGUGGCUGGACCCCAUAGCACCUCCUGGGACAGAGUGCACGCCCACACAUGGUUUGGCCCUGCCACAACCGGUGACCGGAGCAGUCCGGGCCGCCACCAUGAUGAAGUUGUUGGUGGCCAAAAUCCUUUGCAUGGUGGGCGUGUUCUUCUUCAUGCUGCUUGGCUCCCUGCUCCCCGUAAAGAUCAUCGAGUCAGAUUUUGAGAAGGCCCAUCGCUCGAAAAAGAUCCUCUCACUGUGCAACACCUUUGGAGGCGGGGUCUUUCUGGCCACAUGCUUCAAUGCUUUACUGCCCGCCGUGAGGGAAAAGCUCCAGAAAGUCCUGAGUCUCGGGCACAUCAGCACCGACUACCCAUUGGCUGAGACUAUUGUGCUGAUGGGCUUCUUCAUGACUGUGUUCCUGGAGCAGCUGGUCCUGACCUUCCGCAAGGAGAGGCCGGCCUUCAUCGACCUGGAGACGUUCAACGCCAGCUCAGAUGCCGGCAGUGACUCGGAGUAUGAGAGCCCCUUCAUGGGCGGCCCGCGGGGCCACACGCUCUAUGGGGAGCCCCAUGGGCACAGCCACGGGCUGAGCGUCCAGGAGCUGUCGCGCUCCAGCCCAAUGCGCCUCCUCAGCCUGGUGUUUGCUCUGUCAGCCCACUCCGUCUUUGAGGGCCUGGCCCUGGGCCUGCAGGAGGAAGGGGAGAAGGUGGUGAGCCUGUUUGUGGGUGUGGCCAUCCAUGAGACGCUGGUGGCUGUGGCCCUGGGCAUCAGCAUGGCCAGGAGCUCCAUGGCCCUGAGGGAUGCGGCCAAGCUGGCCAUUCCCGUGAGCGCCAUGAUCCCCCUGGGCAUCAGCCUGGGCCUGGGCAUUGAGCGCGCCCGGGGAGUGCCAGGCAGCGUGGCUUCUGUGCUGCUGCAGGGCCUGGCGGGUGGCACAUUCCUCUUUGUCACCUUCUUUGAGAUCCUGGCUAAGGAACUGGAGGAGAAGAGUGACCGGCUGCUCAAGGUCCUCUUCCUGGUGCUGGGCUAUGCCGUCUUGGCCGGCAUGGUCUUCCUCAAAUGGUGACCACCCUGCACCCGUCAUGGUUGCCCUACCCCCACUGGACCUGAGUCCCGCCAGACACAGGCCGUGGACCCGCCCUGCCAACCCCAGGGGACAAGCUUGGGCCCAGGCUGCGCCUGCGCACAGAGGGGCUAACAGGGACCACGCUGAGCCCCAGAUCUUACACCCUGAACCAUGGGGCACCACUACUCCUUUUUCAGAUACUUCACUUAAAAAGUGUUUACCAAA
Phacochoerus africanus (Common warthog) is the source of this 1423-nucleotide messenger RNA. RefSeq names its product solute carrier family 39 member 3 (gene SLC39A3). Gene Ontology annotation, biological process: zinc ion transmembrane transport. NCBI's taxonomy places the organism in Eukaryota, Metazoa, Chordata, Mammalia, Artiodactyla, Suidae. The record is from RefSeq and is a predicted model, not a curated record. Gene Ontology annotation, molecular function: zinc ion transmembrane transporter activity. Bases 254 to 1198 code for a protein of 314 amino acids. Gene Ontology annotation, cellular component: plasma membrane. The transcript is spliced from 3 exons.